CACCGAUCCGCGCUUCUGGGAAGCGUACCAAAAGAACUUGUACUAUGGCGGUGAAGGUGGCAUUCUUGGUGCACUCAACCGUACCAACACCACUGCGGUCCUGCUGCCCACCCAACUGAGCCCUUCGAUACCAGCCUUGGUUGGUAGUCCGGUUGUGACGGUGCCCAUGGGCUUCUAUCCGUACGACUGGAAUGUGACGAUGAAUGGAUUCGGCAAUCUGGUCGCGAGCGGUCCGAACAUUCCCUUUGGGCUGUCUUUCUUGGGAGAAAAAUGGAGCGAAGAGACUCUGAUUGGAUACGCGUAUGCAUAUGAGCAGCGCACGUUGCAUCGCUCGAAAGUACAGCCAUAUAUCAGGCCAAACAUUGAGUUGAAAGACGUCGUCGUUGUUGAUCAGGGGCCGCAGCAUUAUGAGCUUUGAGAGGCCGUCGUCAUGGAGACACCAGCACGUCUCUAGUGCGUGUUCAACAUGCUAUAAUCGAACAACCGCUUACUACCACUCGUGCUUGUAUUGCGUCUGCCAACAAGCUGAACUUCAUACUGAACAUUCGGAUACCGCCCCUGUCUCCAGUGCACUGCCCCUUCGACCUCGAAAUCUCCACGACAAGACUCAUCAUGCGCAACAUACUACUCGAGGUGGAGCGCAAGUUCUGCGGACUGGCAGUACCACACUUGAUCGCAAAUGCCGGCGUGCCAUGCUUUCACAAACUACAAUUCCUGGGCGAACAGAAGUUUCAAGACACGUACUACGACAAACACAACCAGCUCUCGCAGAGCGGUCUCUGGGUCCGCAAAAGACAAAUCGCCGGCAGAGAUGCAGCCUGGGAGGCGAAGAUCCGCAAAGGUGGCGACUUCGUCAACUCCUCAUUCGAGGAACUGACGGAUCCCCCGGCGAUCGCGCACUGUGUGGCACAAAUGACAGGUCACCACGAGUCGGCAGCGUAUGACUUUGGGUUAGGAGUGUUGGCAACUUUGACUACGCAGCGCAAGACUUGGUUGGCAGAUGAGAAAUUCAAGAUUGUUCUGGACUCGAUGGUGGACUUGGGACAUGAAGUCGGCGAAGUCGAACUGGAGCGCAGAGUUGCAGUGCCGCGGCAACAGGAUUCUUCUGUCGUCUGUGAUGUUGAGCUGUGGAAGCGUAAUCUCACGCAAGAUAUGGACCGGCAAAUUCAAGAGUUCAUGCAGCGAUAUCAUUGGGCAUUUCGGAGUGGCGUGCCCAAGGGAAAGCUGACUGCGUACUUUGAGAGACGACGUUGAUUUUUUGUUUUCUUUUUCUCUCAUUCUGUCUGUGGACAUGCAAGUCAUGCAAGAGAAGUUUCUACGAUACAAACCCAGAAUCAGGAAGUCAAACCACUCAAAAUCCUCUACCACUCCAACUCUUUGGACUUUUCCUCAUCAACACAACUCGAGCCUUUCUGAUGCGCCUGCCAGUCAUACAAACCCC
Messenger RNA from Sphaerulina musiva SO2202, 1441 nucleotides. RefSeq lists its product as uncharacterized. Bases 613 to 1254 code for a protein of 213 amino acids. Gene Ontology annotation, molecular function: thiamine triphosphate phosphatase activity; magnesium ion binding. Gene Ontology annotation, biological process: dephosphorylation; thiamine diphosphate metabolic process. NCBI's taxonomy places the organism in Eukaryota, Fungi, Ascomycota, Dothideomycetes, Mycosphaerellales, Mycosphaerellaceae. The record is from RefSeq and is a predicted model, not a curated record. The transcript has a single exon.